GAAAGUCAUUGUGACUUCUACAUACUCAAAGCUUUAUAUUUGCUAUGAACUUUCAUUUUCUUUAGCUUCUUUCUUCGUUUCAAUUUGUCAAAGAAGAUAAUUUUCUUCUUCCAUAUGGCUUCCCCAGUACCUGAAAAUUGUGCAGGCAACAUAGUUGGUAGUGACAUCCAAGGGAUUGAAGUUUCAGAAAUUGAUGGUGCAAUCCUAAUGUCCUUGUUAGAAGAAUCACAAGGCGAAGAACGUGACGAGGAUCGAUUAAAUAGCUUAAUCAGGUCAUUAGAAGAAGAGAUCAAUUCCAAUGCAAUGGACAGUCAAAAUUCAAGCAUGAAACCAGAUUUCAUUGUGGAAGAUGGUCAGUUGUGCAUUGUUGGAAACAAGGAGGGUCAUGAUUGCGUGGUCUCACAAGAUCAACUUGAAUUUGGAUGGAUUGAUAUGGAGCCAGAGAAUUCAUCACCUAGUGAUGAUAUGAAUUGGUACAUGGACCUCUGUGAAAAUGAGAUGGAUGGUAUAAUUGAAGUUGGAGGACUUAGUGAUUAUUCUCAUAUGUAUUAUGGUGUUUCCUUAGAGGAACAAGGAUACAGGUCAUUGUGGCAAGAAACAUAUGAUACUGUUAUAUACAAUUAAGCUCUGCUGGGGCAUGUACAUUUUGACUUUAAAGCUUUGGAAAGCACUUUGUUUUAUUAUGUUGUUU
Messenger RNA from Quercus lobata, 691 nucleotides. RefSeq lists its product as uncharacterized. The transcript has a single exon. Lineage: Eukaryota; Viridiplantae; Streptophyta; Magnoliopsida; Fagales; Fagaceae. The record is from RefSeq and is a predicted model, not a curated record. The coding region runs from base 115 to 624 and encodes 169 amino acids.